AUGCGGUUAUGGGCGGCCGACGAGGGGAAAGGUGAAGCUUGCGAAUCCACCAACGACACUAUCACCUUGCCUCUAGCCGGGUGCGAAACGUCAUAUGGAUAUACGCUAGAGGCACCCAUGCGUGGCGGGUACGAUUACGAACAUCCGAGCUUUGAUGCCUCGAACGGAUGGAACAAAUAUGUCAACAGCUUCCCACCUGGUGGACUUCAUGUCGACCCAGAACCCCAUUACUCCUUCACUCUAGAGUGGAUCUCUGAUCUGCACCGGUGGAUGGAGGGGGAGAUACCGGCCAGCCAUCUACCUGACGUCCAAGAUGAUGAUUCCGACAAUGACUCGAUCAAGGUCAGCUUCAGCCAACUUAUUAGCGGCUUGAUUCGGGCAUGGAAGAAAAGCCACGCCUCGAGAGGCUACGGUCUUUAUAUCUACUGGCCUGGUCAGACCAUUGUCACCGUCUUCACUUGGGAGAAGAAGGAUAUGGACAUCUGCAAACUGCUUUGGGAAGUUCAGAGGGGGAAGAUUCCGAGGGUGAAGAUUCAGAGGGGGUAG
Messenger RNA from Neurospora tetrasperma FGSC 2508, 546 nucleotides. RefSeq lists its product as uncharacterized. Bases 1 to 546 code for a protein of 181 amino acids. Lineage: Eukaryota; Fungi; Ascomycota; Sordariomycetes; Sordariales; Sordariaceae. The record is from RefSeq and is a predicted model, not a curated record. The transcript has a single exon.